Molecule: messenger RNA, 3693 nt
Organism: Hemibagrus wyckioides
Lineage: Eukaryota; Metazoa; Chordata; Actinopteri; Siluriformes; Bagridae
Product: calcium/calmodulin-dependent protein kinase type IV
Exons: 11
Coding region: 723-2129 (468 amino acids)
Biological process (GO): protein phosphorylation
Molecular function (GO): calcium/calmodulin-dependent protein kinase activity; ATP binding; calmodulin binding
Source: RefSeq, a predicted model, not a curated record
UUUGCGUUGUCACAGCACCCUGGCUGCCACCUCCCCAACCCAAGCGACAACGGUGAAGAUAAACACAUCCACUCGAUACACACUCCUGCAUCUGCACCAUGUUCUUUCUCGCAGGUAGAAUACAUUUAUACUCCUAUCAGCUUGACGCGUAAUUUCGGCGCGAUCGUCCCAAAAUAAACGCUUAUCGCGUAACCAGACGCGCGCUCAUCGCAAUCCAGUGCCUGUGUUGAUCACUGAACGGAUGGAUUAUCUCAAGUCUGACUUUCUGUGUUGGAUUUGAGAGGUACGGGAUCCAGAGAAGCCAGAUGGGAUUGUUUACAGCACCAACGCGAGGCCCGGUGGAGGAUGAAACACGGGCUCUGAAUGUGCCCAUAUAAGCUGCUCCGAUCAUCACUGCAACGAGCAGCGCAACGCAUUUCCCCGUGAUUCAGUCUCCGAGUGAUGCGGUAGUAUUUUUGGGUCGUCUGAAUCUGUUUAGCUUUGGUGUAUAUAUCCCAUGCGGUAGCCAUAGCAAUGGUUUGCUUGGGCUGAAGCUGAAUGGGCGCACUCUGCUGGAAAUGGAAAGCUUUAACCCAUUUUAGAUCACUGAGGUUCAUUGUUAAACAUAGACUUUGGAGGAACAUCACAUGUCAUUAAGUGGUCUCCAGAUGCGAUGAGGCUUCCCCUGAUCUGUAGGGCCCAUCUCUGCUAGAGGAAAACACUGAGGUUCUGGAGAUACAACAAUGCCGAGCUCUCGCCUCAACGCCGGCUCCGUGGACUACUGGGUGGACGGAUCACGUCGAGAUGUUUCAUUGGAGGAGUUUUACACCGUGGGUCCAGAACUGGGAAGGGGGGCCACAUCAGUUGUGUAUCGCUGUGAAGAGAAGCAAACAGAGAAGCCCUAUGCAGCUAAGGUUUUGAAGAAGACUAUUGACAAGAAAAUUGUGAGAACAGAAAUCGGGGUUCUACUACGUCUUUCCCAUCCGAACAUUAUUCGCCUGAAAGAGAUCUUCGAGACUAAAACAGAGAUCUCUCUAAUCCUAGAGCUCGUCACCGGCGGGGAACUUUUUGACAGGAUUGUGGAGAGAGGCUACUACAGUGAACGAGAUGCUGCUCAUGUAAUCAAGCAGAUCCUGGAGGCAGUGGCGUACUUGCAUGAAAAUGGGGUCGUUCACAGGGACCUCAAACCAGAAAACCUGUUAUAUGCUGAUCUGUCAAUAGACGCUCCUCUCAAGAUAGCUGACUUUGGACUCUCCAAGAUAAUAGACGAGCAAGUUACGAUGAAGACAGUGUGUGGUACUCCUGGCUAUUGUGCUCCUGAAAUUCUCAGAGGCAACGCUUACGGCCCUGAGGUAGACAUGUGGUCCGUGGGAGUGAUCCUGUAUAUACUGCUAUGUGGGUUCGAACCGUUUUUCGAUCCGAGAGGAGACCAGUACAUGUACAGCCGCAUCCUCAACUGUGACUAUGAGUUUGUCUCCCCCUGGUGGGAUGAGGUCUCCCUCAAUGCAAAGGAUCUGGUCAGUAAGCUUAUAGUUCUGGACCCUCAUAAGCGUCUGAGCGUGCAGCAGGCUCUGGAGCAUCCAUGGGUGCUUGGCAAAGCAGCACGCUUCUCCCACAUGGACACCACGCAGAGGAAACUGCAGGAGUUUAAUGCUCGCCGCAAACUGAAGGCUGCCAUGAAAGCUGUGGUAGCAACAAGCCGCAUGCACGAGGGCUCGAGGCGUCGCACCGACAGCUGUGAGAUCCCCAGCUCUGACAAGAACUCACGGCAAUGCAGCUUGGCAAAAGAUGCACCCAUGGACACCCAGAGUGAAUCUGUGAAUCCUGUUGAAGAAGACAUGGUAAAGACUGAGGAGAAGGAGGCAUCACAUGACCCAAGUUCCCCCAUUCACGCCUCCCUGAGCCCCAAACCCUCCACUCUGACAGUGGGAACCAUGCCCACCAGGCCACCCUUAAAGGCAGAGGGGCUGAGACAGACCACGGUCAUGUCCAUGGCUCCAGUGGUCCGGCCCAGGGUGCCAAAGAAAAGCUGCUCGGUGGAUCCUGGGGUUAAGCAUGAGCCCUUGCCGGUUCUCGCCAGCCCUCCCAGCCCUAAAAGCAUGAGCAAUGGCUUUGUUGAGACUGGAAACAGCACAGCAGAGUGUCAAUGAGUGCUGGUGAUCCAAAGGAAUCCUGAAUAAUGUACAACCGAUCAGAACCCAUGAAGCUGCUCGGAUAAGUGGUUAUAUGUCUUAAAAUUAUACCAGAGUCCAGUUUACUUGACUUACUACAACUAGACAUUUGAAAUGAUCUGGAAAACCUCCAUUAAAGACACAAACUGUGUUCAAGUAAACAGCAUUGUUGUUGGAAUGGCACGUCUGUGGGUAGAUUGUAGCUGAUACUGUAGAGAAAAGGCACAAUAUAAUAAUAAUAAUAAUAAUAAUAAUAAUAAUAAUAAUAACAGACAGGGGCCUAAAAAAGAUGUUUCUUUACUCUUUCCUGUUUACAAAUGAAUUGAUCUUUUGGCUUUAAAAAAAGUUAAUUCUUUCUGAAAAUGCAAACAUUUCCCCUAAUGCUAUGAAACUAAUAGAGUUAACUAAUAGACAGUGUAACGAGCUUGUUCGCUUUGCAUGCAUGUACAUGGAAGUGAAUUUCGUAUCUUGGGAUUCAUUUCUGUAUUUUUUAUAGAAUGUGCAAACAAAUUAAGAGACUAAUGAUCAUGGUUAUUUUCUUUUAACUAGCAGAGAGGUAAAAAGAAUAAAUGUGUUCGUGAAAUUAAUAUUGUAAAUGUAUAUCUUUUUUUUUUUUUUUGGAUGAUCGGACCUAAGAUUUAAGGUUUAUAUUGUGUAUAUACUGUUUUAAAGUAGAUAUAUAAAUAUUAAAUUAUCCUUACAAUAAUUUGCCCAUCAAGGUUUUCGUAGCGGUCAAGAAUAGCAUCCUUUCCAAUAUUCAGCUGAAUUCUGAGUAUUUCUUUUCCUGAAGCAUAAUCAUUUUUCUUUAAAGGAAAUAUUCUAAUGACUAGAAGUGAUGGCAUUCUCCAAAACCUUUCUGCUUGACCUAUUUACUCAUAACCAUGUACAACAGAAUGUAUAGAACACCGCUACAUAAGCUUGCAAGAUUGUAAUGGCGUAAAUUAUGUUAAGCCUUUAGCACCACUCAUGUUGCCGCUGUGUUUAUAUUCUGUUGUGGCUUUUCUCGUUUUCUCUCUCUCUCUCUCUCCUCUCUCUCUCUUUCUCUCUCCUUUUUCUCUUUUAAGAUGUACGUCACAACCACACUUUCUACCUCUUUCUAUGCAGGGGCUUACAACUUCCCAAAUACUAUUUUGGAAAAAAAAGAUAAAAUGUCUUCAUAUUAAGCAAUGACAGAAAUGAUCUUAUUGGCAUAGUGGAAGAAUAUAUUAUUGACAUUUAUUGCAGUAAAUUUAUCUGCUUCUAUGAAAACUGAACAAAAAAAAGUAAUGUAAUCAUUCACCCAACAUUACAUUAUUCUGCUGCAUUAACAGGAGCUUUGUACAUACUGCUGACAUGCAUGGCAAAUUAUCAUCACUGAAAUACACCUAUAUGAUUAUGUGUGAUAUUUUACAAUUAAUAUACAUCACUUAGAUAUGCUGACUUCAAUAAAUAGCCUACAAGCCAAUGUAGAUGCUGUUUGUGUUUGAUUGAGAAUUGUGUUUUCAUGACUAAUAAAUUGAGUUAAUAUUUUUUGUGGGGGUUUUUUGUGUGGAAUGUAGAACUU